UAGAACUGAAACGAUGAAAGAGCGAGUUAAGAUACAACUAUCGAGAAGAUCGGAAGGCGAAGAUGCGUUACUGGUCUGUUUUCUUUGAGCAGCGCCUCUGUAUGUAACAUCCAAAUGCGCACCGCACACGCAACAGCAGCUGAAAUCCAGCUAAGACGGUGCGGGGCAGAUUUACGAGAUCGCGUGAUCUAUUUUACACCCAAAUCCCACCAACUGCACUCUCUGAUCUGUGCAAGAUCUCAUGGGAGGUGUACAUUCUGUAAGACCUGUGUGCGUCUUUAUCCCCUGGCUUUAUGACCAAGCUUGGAAUGACUUUUCAUUUGCGUAAAACCAGUUUUACAGCCAGGCAACCCCUCCUCCCUCACCCCGUCUCUUUUUGUUUAAGCCCACUCAAAUAUUCAUUAGACUAGCACUUAUUGAUCCGGCUUUGAAACCCAACUGAUUUCAACGUAACUCAUUCAGUCAGUUUUACAUUUUGGUAUUUAUUUAUUUAUUUUUUUUACUGUACAUUUGCAUUAGUGUUAGCGUCCUGCAAAGUCUGUAGUUCGUUAUGAAGUAGAGCCACUGUUGCGCGGAGGGAGGGAAGAUCUGUGCAGUCAAACAGAAGAAGCUGGAGAGGAAGAAAAGUAGGAAACCACCGCAGUCAUGCCCCGGAGUCUCAUUCAGCACCACUCGCUGGUGGACAGCGUCUGAGCGGCAGAGUUGACGGAGAAUCAAAAGAUCUUCUCAAACAUCUAAUCCGGAGAGAUACUUGCAGGCAUCAGAUUGUGUAGAAAGAGAAAAAAAAAAAAAAAACCCGCAUUUCCCUUUCCACUUCCCACCUCUCUUUCUGUUGUUUUCCCUAUCGUAAUCUGUGGGGGUUCACGAUGCAACAUUCAAACAGCGGGGGAGUCCAGAGCUGCUGACUGGAACUGGCUGGCAAAGACGCAAGAGGAAGAGGGGGAACCAAGCGGGAAAGGAGCACACAUUGCAGAACUUCUUUCUUCUCUACUUUCAGCUCACUUCAGCCAAGGGGGCUGAAAGGAACCCAAAGUGGACGCCACUGUGACAUUCUAUCAGCUUGGCACACCAAGAAGAAAGCCAAACAUAAUUGUGUGCUCCGGGAAAAACCAGAGAAGAGAGGCAAGCUUCCCAUCUUUGUUCUUGCCUUAUGAGAGCAGUCUCUGUAGACUUUGCUUCAGCACACUCUGUACUGUUUAGUUGCUGCAUGCAUCCUCCACUCUCAGGUGCAAGCAAGGACUAAAACACAAAGAGAGAAGAAAAGAAAGUAGAUAAACAGAGCGAAACGGCAUAAUUAGAGCUACUGACUUUGUGUCAGAGCAAGAAACCAUGAGAAGAGACUUUUGAAGACAACUGCACUCUGAAAAGCAUUGCAGCUAACCUCCAGGACAUUUUUAUGUGUGUGUGGGAUAUAUGUAUGAACGCCUCUGUCAUUUUCAAAGGAAUUGAAUUUGUAUUUGAAUGCAGAUUUAGCCUUUCAUUAUGACUCUACAAGGAGGCUUUGGGACACUGUGGAACGGUUUCCACAGAAGGGUUUUCAGCUGGCUCUUACUUCUUUGUUGUUGUCGUUUGAUCACCUCAGCCGCUAAGCCCAAAAUGCCAGGCCACACACACCUCAACUCAAUACGCAUCGAUGGAGAUAUAUCUCUGGGUGGACUUUUCCCUGUCCAUGCAAGAGGGAAUGAUGGCAAAGCCUGCGGAGAGCUAAAGAAGGAGAAAGGGAUCCAUAGGCUGGAGGCCAUGUUGUUUGCCCUGGAUCGUAUUAAUAACGACAACGAGCUGCUGCCUAAUAUUACUCUGGGGGCCCGCAUCCUUGACACGUGCUCUCGGGACACCCAUGCUCUGGAACAGUCGCUGACAUUUGUCCAAGCAUUGAUUGAGAAGGACUCAACCGAUGUGAAGUGUCUCAGCGGAGGGCCACCCAUCAUCACCAAGCCAGAGAGAGUGGUUGGAGUGAUUGGUGCCUCCGCCAGCUCCGUGUCAAUCAUGGUAGCCAACAUUUUGCGGCUGUUUAAGAUCCCUCAAGUGAGUUAUGCUUCUACAGCCCCGGAACUGAGUGAUAACACACGCUAUGACUUCUUCUCCCGUGUGGUGCCCCCAGACACCUACCAGGCUCAGGCUAUGGUUGACAUCGUCAAAGCCAUGCGCUGGAAUUAUGUCUCCACUGUAGCUUCAGAGGGAAACUAUGGAGAAAGUGGCGUUGACGCAUUUAUUCAAAAAUCUAGAGAGGAUGGAGGAUUGUGCAUAUCCCAGUCAGUGAAAAUUCCACGUGAACCAAGAGUUGGAGAGUUUGACAAGAUCAUUCACCGGCUAAGUGAGAACACCAAUGCUCGAGUGGUUAUUAUCUUUGCCAAUGAGGACGACAUCAGGCGCCUACUUCAUGCAGCUAAAAGAGCCAAUCAAACAGGUCAUUUCAUCUGGGUAGGUUCCGAUAGCUGGGGUUCCAAAAGUGCUCCAAUCCUGAACCAAGAGGAAAUGGCAGAAGGUGCUGUUACCAUCCUACCAAAACGACAGUCCAUUAAAGGUUUUGAUCGGUACUUCAUCAGCCGAACAUUAGAGAACAACAGACGGAAUAUCUGGUUUGCAGAGUUUUGGGAGAACAACUUCCAGUGCAAGCUUAGUCGGCAUGCUGUGAAGAAAGGAUCUGGCAUCAAAAAGUGUACAAAUCAUGAGCGGAUUGGAAAAGAUUCAUCCUACGAACAGGAGGGGAAGGUCCAAUUCGUUAUAGAUGCUGUAUAUGCCAUGGCUCAUGCUCUCCAUAAUAUGCACAAAGACCUCUGUCCUGGAAAAGUUGGCCUCUGUCCCAAAAUGGACACCAUCAAUGGCACGCUACUGCUCAAGUAUAUUCGCAAUGUUAACUUUACAGGAAUUGCUGGCACCCCUGUGGUCUUCAAUGUAAAUGGAGACGCUCCUGGUCGCUAUGAAAUCUACCAAUACCAGAUCAGCAGCAACAACACAGGAUACAAGAUCAUUGGGCACUGGACAGAUCAGCUCCACCUCAAUACUGAUGAGAUGCAAUGGCCAGGUGGAACUCAAGAAGUCCCAUCCUCCAUCUGCAGCCAGCCAUGCCGUCCUGGGCAGCGUAAGAAGACAGUGAAGGGGAUUCCCUGUUGUUGGCACUGCGAGAGUUGUGAUGGUUAUCAGUAUCAGGCAGACACUUACACCUGCAAGAUGUGCCGAUUUGAUUUGCGGCCCAAUGAGAACCACACUGGAUGUGUUCCUAUUCCCAUUGUCAAGCUGGAGUGGAGCUCUCCUUGGGCAGUCAUUCCUGUUUUGAUUGCAGUACUGGGCAUCAUAGCCACUUUGCUAGUGGUUGCUACGUUUGUUCGCUACAAUGACACUCCCAUUGUGAAGGCAUCAGGUCGAGAACUGAGUUAUGUCCUGUUGACGGGUAUCUUUUUGUGUUAUGCCACAACUUUCCUCAUGAUCUCCACCCCGGAUGUCUUUGUAUGCUCACUGCGCAGGAUUUUUCUUGGGCUGGGCAUGAGUAUAAGCUAUGCAGCACUGCUAACCAAGACAAAUCGGAUCUACAGGAUUUUUGAGCAGGGCAAGAUGUCUGUCAGUGCUCCUCGAUUCAUCUCUCCAGCCUCUCAGUUAGUCAUCACGUUCAGCUUGAUAUCGGUGCAGCUUCUCGGAGUUUGCAUCUGGUUCGGGGUCGAUCCUUCACAAGCCAUCAUCGACUAUGAGGACCAGCGUACAUCCAAUCCUGAAAUGUCCAGAGGUGUACUAAAGUGUGACAUAUCAGAUCUGUCUCUCAUCUGUCUGCUGGGUUAUAGCAUGCUUCUGAUGGUCACCUGCACAGUUUAUGCAAUCAAAACGAGAGGAGUUCCUGAGACAUUCAACGAGGCCAAGCCCAUUGGCUUCACCAUGUACACCACCUGCAUUGUUUGGUUGGCCUUCAUCCCCAUCUUUUUUGGAACUUCACAGUCAACAGAAAAGAUGUAUAUCCAGACAACAACCCUGACAAUCUCUGUCAGCCUCAGUGCAUCGGUUUCCCUGGGAAUGCUCUACAUGCCGAAGGUCUAUGUGGUUCUCUUUCAUCCAGAGCAGAAUGUGCCCAAGCGCAAGCGCAGCCUGAAGGCCGUGGUCACUGCAGCCACCAUGUCGAACAAGUUCAACCCCAAAGGAGGCCUGAGGCCAAAUGGAGAGGCCAAGUCUGAACUCUGUGAAAGUCUGGAAACACAAGUGCUGGCCUCGAAGCAGACAUACAUAAGUUACAGCAAUCAUGCCAUCUAAGACGGAGACAAAUCCUGAGACAGGAGCAAAGGUCUGCAGGGGGAGGAAUCACCUGUUUUUAAGGGAUAACUGGAAUUUUGAUGGAGAACUUUGAUGCUUCUGCAAAACAAAGGACUGGGAAAGAUUCAUGGAAAUUACUCAUUCAAAAAAGGAUGCCAUAUUUUUCUAGGGAAUAAGGCUUGAAUGCCAGAUUAAUAUUAAAUCAGUAUAUUGCAGAAUUGAGAUGGAGGAUGUAAGAGAGCUUAAAUAGAUAGGAACUCUCCUUCUCCGGAUCUUUUUGAGACAUGAGAGAGCUGAUUAUUGACCUUUUUGAAUCACGCUGAGAAGAACACCUGGAGUUUGUAGUAUGUUUUUUUUCUUCUGGAGUGUAUAGCACAGAAAUCAUCAGUUCUCUAUAAGGUUGAACCAUAUCAUUUUUGCAAAAUAAGAGAGUAUUCUGUUGGGUUUUUUUCUCUUUUUUUUUUUUUUACUCAAACGCAGUUGACAAGAUGAACCAUUAUAGAAACGUAGUAUUUUCAUUUACAGUGGAGUUGAAAGCUGCAGUUCUCUUCAUGCUGUACAUGCCUUACUACAGCACACUCAGUAUUCCUUCAUGAACUAACCACAUGUGAAAGACAUGAAAAUAAAUCAGUGGGUCAGCCCAGUUGUCUGGUAAAAUGUUCAUACUGACAAUGAUGACAUCGUCACAAUCAUCUUGGGAAACCUCCUGUACAGUCCCAGAGCAUGCUAAUGGGAACAUCCCGUGUAACCGUGCUGUGUUUUCAGUGUCUUUGGAAUGCAACAUUGUCACAUUUGUCAUUCAGGCGAAGAUGUUAUUUUGAGCCGUUGCCUGUUCGGCAACCCUCUGCUGGACAAAAGAGCAAUCAUACACAAAAAGAGGCACAACGGCAUUGCAAUCUGAUUUUUUUAACAUCAGUCUCCACUCCAUACAUGUCAGCAGACUUGAUAAUGCAUAUUUUCAACAUAAACAAAAUGGUCCUUAUUUAUCUUGCACUGACAGAACCCGUAGAAAAGUCUUGGAAUUAUCUGAUAGUUCAGAUUUUACCUCAGCCAACACUCAUUGUUCUUGACAGAACCGGGUUAUUAGGAUGGAGUCUAUUCCUCUUUGUGUUUCUUCCGAUGUUGAAGACGCAGUGCAGAAUUUUGCCCUGCUUUUAGAAAUAUUAAUUCACUCUUAUCUCAGUGAAACAGAAAUAGUACAUUAUAGACAGCCAACAGUAUUUGCACCUAAAUGCAGGGUUUAACAAAAUGGUUGGUUCGUAAUGAUAAGAAAACUCAACAUAUCAGUGUUUUGCACAUGUUUUAAAAUGUAAACCUAACGAUGGGUAAUAAGCAGGAGACUGAAUACAUAGGGCAUCAUUAAAUAGUUUGCAGUUUUUGUUUUGUCACAUUAUUUUUGGUGUCUUUCUUGUUUUUGAUAUCAUCUGUGAUCAGUGAGGUCUUCAUUAGCAUUUCUAGAGGCAAGUAUGGUUUACAUAAGCUGGAAAAUUUAGAGUAAUUGAGAUCUUUCAUCCAGAAAAAUGAGAAUGUUAAAGUAGACUAGUAAAGAAGUUGGUGAUGGACAAUUUUCCUUUCAGCUGGUUCAGGUUGUUCGGACAGAAAACAAACUGGCUCAGUUUUCAUAGCCUCCUUUUCUUAAACUAAAGAUGAACCAGGAUGAGGAAAACAUCCUUUCAUCAAGCACAAUCUUGCUGCUUGCAAAAGUUUACAUACACAUUGAACUUUUCCAAAUUGUAUCAUGUUAUCAUGAUUUUUAUGUAAUAGUUUUAAACCAACAGAAAAAAGUGCAUAUUUGUUAAUAGAAUAAAAAUUAAAUGUGCUUUUCUAAUUAUUUUUACAAACACAAAAUAUAGUCAAUGCCUUUUAGAACUCUGGGUCUUUUUCUGCCAUGUGUCGCAACCAGAUGUGCACAUCUUUUAUGUAAAUACACUGAUUAUUCUUUGCAAAAUGCAGAACUUCAAAUUCUGUUGUAUUUCAUGGAAAGUGUCUGUGAACAUAAAUAUUCAAGUCUGAAGACUCUCUGUCCCAGUUCCAAGUCUCUUCCAGAUUUUUUUUUUCUAGGUUUUGUCUUGCAUUGAGCUCCAUCCUCUCUCCCCUUCGAUGAUUUCCUUAAGAAGGCAUCCCUGUAGCAUGGUGCUGCAAUCACUGUUUCAUGGUGGAUAUCGUGAGAUAUAUAGAUCAGAAAGUUCACAUCUGUGUGCUAAAACUUAAUAACACACAAGGGGAAUCAAUUUAAUAAUUAGAUUACUUGUGAAGACACUCGCUUCACAAUGUUCUAUUUAAGGAUGUCAGAAUAAAAGGCAGCUCGUUGUAAAUGUAAAAAAUUAAGUAAAGGAAAAAGUCUGAUUCCCCUAAUUAAAUGUCACUCUUAGUUGCCAUCUGUGACCUAUACUCAAACAGGAAUUCUUGCAAGAAUGAGAACAGCAAGGAGACAUAUGUGAUAAGCUUAGUGCCCUUUCAGUAUGAUCUGCUCUAACUAGACAGAGUGACUAUCUGACUAUGCAAGUCUUAUCACUGAUGUUUGUCACAGAAGGUCUGGAACCAGCAUUUCUGGCUCAGCAUUGUAACUCUUAAUUGGGAGGACCUAACCUUCAGUGUAGAGAAACUGCCCAUCUUUAUCUCUAGACCCUCCCAAAUCUGUGUGAAAAUACAAUGAAUCUCCCAAAAGUCCAACCAACAACUGCAAGAGGAAAAGUGAAUAGACUUUUGUUUCAGGUUAUACAAACAAUUAAGGAGAAAAUGUCUAAAUUUCAUCUAACACUCGUUUUAAUUUAACUGAGCAAAUAGAUAUGAGCCUUUAGUUUGGAUAGUUUCUGCAUGGACAAUUGUCUUACAGCAGGUAACAAGUUGUUUCAUCCCAGCUGAUGUAAUGAGAAGCUUCUCAUUUCUAACAACAACUAUGUGGAAAGACAUCCUGUGGAAAGGUUAUUAGUCUAUACAAUAUCUAAAGAAACUGCAUAAGGUAAUAAUUUUAAUUUUUACACGUAGACCUGCCUCCACAAAGACCAAACCUUAACACCAUUGAGAAUCUUUGUGAAGUUCUGGAGAAGGCGUUGCACACACACCACAUCUUUUGAAUUUGUUUGGUGUAAAAACAUACAUUCCUUUUUCUUUUACUUCACAAUUAUAUGUUCAUGUUGGUCCAUCAGAUAAAGCUCAGUAAAAUAUAUUAGAAUUUUUGGUUGCAACAUGCCAAAAUGUGAUAAAGUUAAAGGUAUGUAAAUGUUUGCAAGACAAAGUAGAUGCAAUAAUAGCAGCCUGCCUGUGUUGUAUUAUAGAAUCCACCAGAGUCCUGGGGUCUCUAAUAUGCAUUUGAGAGCUAUUUUUAUGCCUUUCUGCCAUCUGGCAAUCACAAAUAAAUAAAACAUACUAAUAAUAGUUUCAGUUUAAAUGUUAUUUCUGCUUGAUAAAUAAGGGCCAGUGCCUUCAUCCUGUGCCUCCUGCCAACUACUUCUGCCAUUCUAUUUUUCACUGUUGUGUUCAGUGUGUUCUGUUCAAGCAUAAUUCAGAACUGAACGUGUACAAUUUAUAGUUAUGUGCAAACUGCAUUCCUGUCUUCAGUCUGAAGUAUUGGUCAUAAAUAGUAAAUCUGGAAUUUGUUUCAUUAAAUGUUAUCCUCAGCAAUGCAAAAGUCUGUAUGUUGCAUGUCAGAACUCAUAUGUCACAAGAACAGUUUGAGAGAAGAGCAUAGUGUUCAACAGGAAAACUGCUGCAGGUGGUUAUAAAAAACUAAGAAUUUCAAUAACUGAUUUACUCAGCUUCAACAAGUCUACAAUAAUGCAGCAAUGGUUUUCUCAUUAUUUGAUUGAGUAUUGUUUGUGGGAUUGUUUGUGUUUGUGAAUAUCAAUAAUUUACUGUUUUUUGCCACAGAUCCUUUUUUCUACAACACGGUGCGUGUUGCAAAAAUAGAAUAUGUAAGUGCUGAUUGAAGUUAAAUGGUAAGUUAAUGUAUGUUAUUAAAAUGGAUUGAUCAUGUCUGCUUUAUGUACUGACAUAUUAAAAAAUAUUAAAAAGUUACAGUGCCUGAAUAUUUAUGAAUUAUCUAUAUGAAAAGAAAAAUCUAAAUGUG
Molecule: messenger RNA, 8305 nt
Organism: Xiphophorus maculatus (southern platyfish)
Lineage: Eukaryota; Metazoa; Chordata; Actinopteri; Cyprinodontiformes; Poeciliidae
Product: metabotropic glutamate receptor 4-like
Exons: 11
Coding region: 1483-4236 (917 amino acids)
Biological process (GO): G protein-coupled glutamate receptor signaling pathway; regulation of synaptic transmission, glutamatergic
Cellular component (GO): membrane
Molecular function (GO): adenylate cyclase inhibiting G protein-coupled glutamate receptor activity
Source: RefSeq, a predicted model, not a curated record